AUGACGCAUUCAUUACAACUUCAUCGACCAACCAACGCUGAGAUUAUCGACCUCGCUGCACAAGAGGGCCAUGAUGCUGACAUUCCCACCAAUUUGGGCUCGAUCCAUCGAGUAUCCAGCAAUCAAUCUACGAGGUCACAUUCUCCGUCAUAUGAGAAGGACGCCAAGACCCUGGCUCUUGGAGAAGAUAUGGAGAAAGGAAUUAUCCCCGCCUCAAGCUCGUUAGCCAUAGAAGAGGCAGACCCUGACGUCGUAGACUUUGAUGGCCCAGACGAUUUCCAGAACCCUAUGAACUGGGGAUUCACCAAGAAGUGGGGUAUGGUGUCGCUGAUAUCUGCGAUUACCUUCCUCACGCCACUUGCGAGCUCUAUGUUCGCGCCCGGAGUACCAGAAGUCAUGCGAGACUUUGGAUCGACGAAUGACAUGCUUGCAGGAUUCAUGGUGUCAGUAUAUGUCCUUGGGUUCAGUUUUGGACCUUUGAUCAUUGCACCCUUAUCGGAGAUGUAUGGUCGUCUGCCCUUAUACCACUCUUGCAACCUACUAUUCAUCAUUUUCACAAUCGCCGCUGCUGUUUCCACGAACAUGGGGAUGUUUAUCGUAUUCAGGUUUUUUAUGGGCACUGUUGGGGGCGCACCAAUGGUGCUUGGUGGAGGAACGAUUGCCGAUAUUAUCCCACGUGAGCACAGAGGUACAGCAAUGGCCGUGUGGAUGAUGGGGCCAACUAUUGGACCUUGCGUAGGACCUAUUAUCGGCGGCUUCCUCACUGUUGCAAAAGGUUGGAGAUGGAAUUUCUGGUUUGUCGCCAUAGUGGCCGGUGCAUUCUUCAUCAUGUCCCUCAUUCUGAUGAGUGAGACGUCUGCCCCCGUCAUUCUGGAAAGAAAGGCAAAGAAGCUGCGAAGAGAGACUGGAAACGAUAAGUUGCGGUCAAAGUUGGACAGCGGUCUAGCUCCAAAAGAGUUGUUUAAAUUUUCCAUCAUUCGGCCGGCCAAGAUGCUCACUCGCUCGACCAUCUGCUUCGCUAUCUCGCUUUACGUCGCCAUCACGUACACGUAUCUUUACAUCCUCUUUACCACCUUCACCUCCGUCUUUACAAACCAAUACCACUGGCACGGCGGCAUCACCGGACUUUCAUUCCUCGGUCUGGGUGUCGGUUCGCUUAUUGGACAGUUCGUGUAUAUCCGUUAUGGCAACAGGAUUGUCUCGAAGCACAUCGAACGCGGCGACUUCAAGCCUGAAAUGCGCCUGCAGAUCAUGUGUAUUGGCGGCUUCUUCCUGCCCAUCGGUCUGUUGGUCUAUGGUUGGUCUACAAACUUCCGGACGCACUACAUGGUGCCACUUGUUGGUACUGGCAUUAUCGGCUUCGGGCUGCUUCUGACAUUCAUGCCUGCGAACACAUACUUGAUCGACGUGUUCACGACACACGCCGCAAGCGCGAUGGCUGCAAGCACAGUCCUUCGUAGUUUGAUGGCUGCUUUGGUGCCGCUAAGUAGUCAGAAGAUGUACGCUGCAAUGGGCUUGGGGUGGGGUAACAGCUUGCUGGCGUUUGUAUCAUUGGCUUUGGUGCCGAUACCGUUCUUGUUCAUCAAGUAUGGUGAGAGUAUAAGAGCUAGAAGUACCGUGAAGCUGUAA
Molecule: messenger RNA, 1629 nt
Organism: Didymella exigua CBS 183.55
Lineage: Eukaryota; Fungi; Ascomycota; Dothideomycetes; Pleosporales; Didymellaceae
Product: MFS general substrate transporter
Exons: 5
Coding region: 1-1629 (542 amino acids)
Biological process (GO): transmembrane transport
Molecular function (GO): transmembrane transporter activity
Source: RefSeq, a predicted model, not a curated record